Racocetra persica is the source of this 272-nucleotide messenger RNA. NCBI's taxonomy places the organism in Eukaryota, Fungi, Glomeromycota, Glomeromycetes, Diversisporales, Gigasporaceae. The record is from the annotation of a GenBank genome assembly.
GUAAAAGAAUUUGUGAUAGAUGUGGUUAUAACUUUGCAACACCACGUAAACUCCGUGAUCAUUUAGAAAGAAAAUUCAAAUGCAAACCAAUUACUCAAAUCACAAUUCCCCAAGGCGUCCCUCCUCCCAUUCUCCACAUUCGAGGAAAAGAUCGAAGGCGAGAAAUAGCAAAAAGAAAUAAAUCACCAAAACCAAUUUCCCAAGAAGCUGGUCCAGGCCCAGCAACCCAAGCAUAUAGAGAAGAAAUAACCUCACAGAACGAAGUUCAAGAG